UCCAAGGUGGACCUAGUUGUACCCUCCUUCAACUUCUGCAUCAUCGAUGAGGUUGAUUCCAUUCUCAUAGACGAGGCCCGCACGCCGCUCAUCAUAUCAGGGCCGGCAGAGAAGCCCAGCGAGCGCUACCUCGUUGCUGCGAAGAUCGCCGCUGCUUUUGAACGAGACGUGCACUUCACGGCCCGCACGCUGCUCAUCAUAACGGGGCCGGAGGAGAAGCCCAGCGAGCGCUACCUCGUUGCUGCCAAGAUCGCUGCAGCCUUUGCGAGGGACACGCAUUACACGAUCAGGCAAACCGAGAAGCUGUACAGCUGUCCGCCUUCCUUCCUCCCCCUCCUCCGUGCCUUCCCCACCUUCCGUCCCUGUCUAACCAUCCCGCUCAGGUGGACGAGAAGCAGAAAUGGUGCUGCUGGCAGACACAGGCUACGAUGGGUCAGAUCAGAGCUGGUGCUUAAAUUGACCCAUCUUUACAAUGCAAGCCAAGGAGCAGUCAAUGCAGUCAAACCCCUCCCUGCUUGCACUCUCAGUCUGUCAAUGUCUGCCCGUCCCACUCAGGUGGACGAGAAGCACAAGGUGGUGCUGUUAACAGAGAUAGGGUACGAAGAAGCAGAGCUGGUGCUCAAAGUGACCGACCUGUACGACCCCAAGCAAGCAACAGUGGGCGUCCUUCCUCUAUCAACACAGUCCAACCCAUCCUUGCUUGCGCUCCCUGUAUGCCACUACAUGUCUGCCCGUCCCACUCAGGUGGACGAGAAGCACAAGGUGCCUCCUCUCUCUGCGUCCUCUCCUUCCCUACCUGCGUGCCGGCCUGUGCUGUCUGCCUUCCGCCUGCCUUCCCUGUCGGUCCUCCCUUCUUUGCCCGACACAGGUGACGAGAAGCAGAAGGUGGUUCUCUUAACAGAGAUAGGGUACGAGGAAGCAGAGCUAGUGCUCAAAGUGACGGAUCUGUACGACCCCAAGGAGCAGUGGGCGUCCUUCCUCCUCAACGCCAUUAAAGCCAAGGAGCUCUUCACCAAGGACUACCCCAAGCUGUGUGGCAUGACUGGCACGGCAGCCACAGAGGCAGACGAGUUUGGUCACAAACACCCUAAACUCUUAGCCCGUUCAUCAUCCACCCACCCUGUGCCAUGCCCUGUUUGUCUAUCUGCUCUGCAGUACCCCAAGCUGUGCGGCAUGACUGGCACGGCAGCCACAGAGGCAGACGAGUUUGAGAGUAUCUACAAGCUGGCUGUGGCCGAGGUCCCCACCAACCGACCUCUGCAGCGAAAGGUGAGGCCGUUGGUGAGGGCGAUUGCCACAGAGACCGACGAGGUUGAGAGCAUCUACAAGCUGGCUGGGGCCGAAGUCCCCACCAACCGGCCUCUGCAGAGAAAGGUGGGACUGGUGUUUCCAUUGUAUCAUGCAGCACAGUUUAGGAUGAAGCAAGCAAGGUGUAUGGCAAGGGAGUCUGUCGCAGCAGCAGCAGCCACAGAGGCAAACAAGCUUGCGAUUAUCUACAAGCUGGCUGUGGCGGAGGUCCCCACCAACCGGCCCCUGCAGAGGAAGGCCGACGAGUUUGCGAGCAUCUACAAGCUGGCUGUGGCGGAGGUUCCCGCCAACUGGCCUCUGCAGAGAAAGCAGCAGCAGCAGCAGCAGCAGCAGCAGCAGCAGCAGCAGCAGCAGUCACAGAGGCAGACGGGUUUUAGAGCAUCUACAAGCUGGCUGUGGCAGAGGUGCCCACCAACCGACCCCUGCAGAGAAAGUGGGCAAGUGGAGGGCAGUGGUGGCGGAUGUGAAGGGCGGCACGCAGAGGAGCAGCCAGUGCUGGUGGUCUAUCAUUCACUCCUUCCCUCUGUUGCUAUAACCUUGCUACUCGCUUUACACCAACUACAGGACGAGCAAGACGUGGUGUAUCGCACUUCAGUGGGCAAGUGGAGGGCAGUUGUCGCAGAUGUGAAGGGGCGGCAUGCAGAGGGACGGCCGGUGCUGGUGGGCACCACGUCGGUUGAAAUCAGUGAGGCGCUAUCAGCCAAGCUGAAGGAGGCUAACGUCCCCCACCAGGUGCUGAACGCCAAGCCGGAGAACGUGGAGCGGGAGGCAGAGAUAGUGGUGCAGAGCGGGCGAGUGGGGGCGGUUACAAUAGCAACCAACAUGCCUUCAUAUUUUCUCGUCCAUCCUUCCCUCCCUUCCAUUCUCCUCACCCCCUCUCCUCACCCCUUCUCCGCAAAGGUGCUGAACACCAAGCCAGAGAACGUGGAGAAUAGCAGAGAUAGUUGCGCAGAGCGGACGCGUGGGGGCGGUGACGAUAGCAACCAACAUGGUUCCAUAUUUUCUCAUCCAUCCUUCCCUCCCUUCCAUUCUCCUCACCCCCUCUCCUCACCCCUUCUCCGCACAGGUGCUGAAUGCCAAGCCAGAGAACGUGGAGAGAGAAGCAGAGAUAGUCGUGCAGAGCGGGUGCUGAACGCCAAGCCAGAAAACGUGGAGAGAGAAGCAGAGAUAGUGGCACAGAGCGGGCGAGUGGGGGCAGUGACGAUAGCAACCAACAUGGCUGGGCGGGGAACUGACAUUCUUCUGGGUGGCAAUGCUGAAUUUAUGGCCCGGCUCAAGCUGAGGGAGGUGCUCAUGCCCAGGUGCCGGCCAGUCUCUCCCCCUGUCCACUCGCCUGAAUUCACUGACGUUGUGCCGCCCAAUCUCUUCCCCUGUCCGCUCUCGCCUGACCUCACUGACGUUGUGAACGAGGCGGUGCAAGCAGCAGUGGAGGCGUGGGGGAGCAGUUCGCUCACAGCACUGGAGGCAGAAGACAGGCUGGCAUUCGCAUGUGAGAAGGUGAGAGCUGAUGAUGGGGUGGUGGGUAGGGUAGAGGGUAUGGGCGAUCGAGUGGAGUGCUCAUGGGCCAGUCACAGCAGUGAGGUCAGCAGUGCAGGCGUGGGGGAGCAGUCCGCUCACCGCAUUGGGGCAGAGGACAGGCUGGCAUUCGCAUGUGAGAAGGUGAGAGCUGAUGAUGGGGUGGUGGGUAGGCGUUAUGUUCAAAUGAGAGAAGUGCAUGGCCCCACAGCUGACCCUGUGGUGAAGCAAUUAAGGGCAGCCUUCGAGGCAGUGGAGGGGGAGUAUCGGCGAUUCUCAGUGGAGGAGAUGCGGAGGGGCCCCACAGCCGACCCUGUGGUGAAGCAAUUAAGGGCAGCCUUCGAGGCGGUGGAGGGGGAGUAUCGGCGAUUCACCGAGGAGGAGAAGCGGAAAGUGAUUGCUGCAGGAGGCCUGCAUGUGAUCGGCACAGAGCGGCACGAGUCACGACGUGUGGAUAACCAGUGUUUUGGGGGAGAGAGGAUCGACGGGCUGAUGAGGGCCUUCCAUGUGGAGGAUCUGCCCAUCGAGUCGCCGUUUCUGAACCGAGCGCUGGAGGAUGCGCAGAGGAAGGUGGAGAACUACUACUUUGACAUUCGCAAGCAGCUGUUUGAAUACGAUCAGGUCCAGUCUGUGCUAGAGGAUGCGCAGAGGAAGGUGGAUAACUACUACUUUGAUAUUCGCAAGCAGCUGUUCGAAUACGACCAGGUGCUGAACAGCCAGAGGGAGCGGUUCUACUCGGAGAGAAGGAGAGCGCUGGAGACAGAGGAUCUGGUGCUGAACAGCCAGAGGGAGCGGUUCUACUCGGAGAGGAGAAGAGCGCUGGAGACAGAGGAUCUGGAGGGGCUGAUGCUGGAGUAUGCACAGCUUACCAUGGACGACAUUGUCAAUGCAAACAUCGAUCCAUCGCUGUCACAGGAGGAGUGGAACUUCGAGGUUCUUACAAAGAAGGUCAAACAGUACUGUGCUCUGCUCACGGAUUUAUCAAUCGAUGACAUUAUCUAUCACAGCGACACUGUAGACACCCUAAGGGAUUACCUGCACCAACGCAGCAAAGACGCCUACUACACAAAGAAGGCAGAGGUAGAAUCGGCAGUCCCAGGGUUAAUGAGGGAUGCAGAGCGGUACUUUGUGCUCACUCAGAUGGAUCUUCUCUGGAAGGAGCAUCUGCAGGCGCUCAGGUUCACCCAGCAGGCCGUGGCUUUAAGAGGCUACGCGCAACGAGACCCUCUUAUCGAGUACAAGCUUGAAGGGUACAACCUGUUUCUCGCAAUGAUGGGGCAGAUUCGACGAAACGUCAUUUAUUCCGUGUAUCAGUUCAAUCCAGUCACAGUGAGUCAACCUGAGGGAGCACAACCGUCCAAGACUAGCUGA
Molecule: messenger RNA, 4194 nt
Organism: Closterium sp. Naga37s-1
Lineage: Eukaryota; Viridiplantae; Streptophyta; Zygnematophyceae; Desmidiales; Closteriaceae
Source: the annotation of a GenBank genome assembly